UACCAUAGAGGGUUAAUGUUGUGCAUUAGAAGGUGUUUAUAUGUGCAUCAAAGGGUUAAACUGAAGCAGAGUAACCGUCCUGUACAGUCUGGGGGCGUGUCUGGCUGCAGUGUGAACUCACCUGCACCAGCCGCCCACACCUUCCGCCCAGGUGAGCAUCUACCUGAGCGCCUCCUGCAGGGCGGGGCGGGGUUUCCUCUGUUUGUUGUCUUCUAUAAGUGAAAGGCAGCAGAACUGAAGCUCAGAUCACAGAUCAACUCUCUGGGUUAGUUUCUAGUCAUGAUAAAGUCUUUAAGUGUGUCCUCGGAGGGCUCCCUCCCUCCGCUGGAUGAUGAUGUGGAGUCGGUGUGCUCCGACGAGCUGCUGGGCUCCCAGUCCCGCCUCUGGCUCACGGAGCUCCAGACCGGGGACCUGCCGGCGGAGAGCGGGGAGGUGAACACCAUCGGCCUGGACGGACUCUUCGUGGACCGGCACUUCCCCCUGGGGGAGCUGGAGCUGUCCGGGAUAGAGUGGAAGCGACCAAAGGAUAUGUGUGCUUCGCCUCAGUUUGUAGUAAAUGGAGCGACACGUCUGGAUGUCCGCCAGGGAAAACUCAAUGACUGCUGGCUGCUUUCUGCUAUUGCAUCUCUCUCCGUGCAUCGUUCUCUGCUGAAGAAGGUCAUGCCUCCUGGACAGAGUUUUGAAAACGGCUACAACGGCUGUUUCACCUUCAGGUUCUGGCAGUACGGUCAGUGGGAGGAGGUGAGGAUUGACGACUUGCUGCCCACUCGGAACAACCAACUGUUGUACCUCAGCUCCCCAGAAAAACAAGAGUUCUGGAGUUCCCUGCUGGAGAAAGCCUACGCCAAGGUUAAAGGUGGCUACAGAGCUCUGGAUAUGGGCUUUCCUCAUGAGGCCAUGGUUGAUAUGACCGGCGGGGUGACGGAGGUCCUGGACAUCAGUUUGCUCCCCAAAGACCUGCCGCCCCUCCUCAGUAACCUGCUGGCCAAAGGAGCGCUCAUCAACUGUGCCAACUGCAAGGGAACUUUUGGGGAAAGUAAUGGCAUGGGAAUCAUGUUCAAUCAUGCCUACUCUCUGACUGCAGUAGUCAAGGUGAACACGGCACAAGGCACCGAGGAUUUGGUGCGAAUCCUCAACCCCUGGGGCAACACGGAAUGGGAGGGGCCCUGGAGUGACAUGAAAGGACCAGAGUGGAAAAGAGUGAGCAAGGAGGAGCAGAACAGACUGGGCAGAGUGGACCGGGAGGACGGGGAGUUCUGGAUGUCCGUGUCAGACUUUAAAGCUAACUUUGGGACGAUGGAGGUGUGCCACCUGACGGAAGCUUUCAGUGACGGCGUGCUGCCGUGGAGCUGCAUAAUGCAUCAUGGGAGCUGGGUGCCGUGCAUCUCAGCCGGAGGCGCUCCCAAAGGGCGUUUCUUCUGGCAGAACCCUCAGUUCUACUUCACCCUGUCGGAGGUUGAAAACGGCUCUCAGAAGAACUGCUUCUUCAUUCUGGCUCUGAUGCAGAAACACCAGAGACGUAGGGGUGUUGACCUGGCUAUAGCCCUGCACGUAUACAGGGCUCAUCCUAAGAACACGUACCUGUCUCCUGAUGACCUGAGCGCUGUCCGCCCCGUCCUCUACUGUAAAUACUCGUCACGUCGAGAGGUGGUUCUGCGCAGCUCCCUCCCCCCGGGUCCCUACAUCGUCAUUCCUUCCACCUUAGAGCCCAACCAGCAGGGAUCCUUCCUCCUCCGGGUGCUGACGGAGCAGUGCAGCACCGCCAUCCCAGCUCACAAACCACCACAAGACAUCCAUUCAAUAACAGAGAUUUCAUUCCCUCACCAGGCUGCUCUCCCUUCACCUAAAGCCAUCAAACAGCUGUUCCUCAAGCACAGCAACAAGAAACGGCUUUGUAAACCAGCUCACCUCCACAGCCUGCUGACUGAAGCCAUACAGGGAGGAGUGUUGGCUGGCAGUGAGAAGUACUUGGCUCUAGAGCACUGCAAGAGCCUCGUGGUCCUCAUGGAUAGCCAAGGCAUCGCUCAGCUGAACUGGCCGGAGUUCCAGGCUCUGUGGGACAAGAUCAGGAGGUGGACGGAUAUCUUCCUGGUGUUUGACAAGAACAAGACGAAGCGUCUGGAGUACCGAGAGGUGGAGCGCGCUCUGAAGGCAGCAGGCGUCAUGGUGGAUGAUCUGAUCAUGCAGCUGGUCGGACUGAGAUACACGGAGCCUGACAUGACCGUCAGCUACCCCGGCUUCCUGUACCUGUUGAUGAAACUGGGCAGCAUGAUCAAUAAAUUUCAAGCGUACGACAUGGUGGGAAUGGGAAGCAUAACUGUGAGCUACACACAGUGGCUCCACAUGACGAUGUACAACUGACCUGCUCCACUCAGACGGAUUCAUCCGGAUCUACUAUGUUUGGUCUUUUUCUGCUCUUUUAAAAAAAAAAUUUUUCAUGCAUGAUCUCAAUGUGUCUUUUUUUCCAUGCAAUCCAUGUGCCAUUUAUAUUUUGUGUUGUAUGUUGUCGUAAAAUAGUCAAACAGUAAAUGUUUAUGAUUCACUGUUAUGUCACCUCAAUGAUUUAGUGAAUGAAACUUUUAAGAUAUUAGAUUUUCACUACUAUUAAUGUAAUCAUGGCCUAAAGAAUUCACAAUAACAGUAAUAUCGCAAAUCUAUAGAGACCAAAAUAACAUUAUAUUUAACUCUGUGUAUUGUGCAUUUUGUCUCUUUAUUGGCAAGGUGGAGUAUAUAUCACUUAUAAAACUUAAAACUUAAUAUUAAAUGACCAGUUAGUCUCACUGGAGGAAUGUUGUGUACAUGAUUUUUUAAAAAAAUGUAUAUAAAAUAGUUUUGAACUCAUCACUUUCAUUUGUGCACUGUAUCAACAUAAUGCUGAGUAAAUAAAGAAUUUAUGUUAGUCUAGAAUAGAAUAAAGAAGAAUAAAUCACAUUGUCAUAAUCAUUUCAUGGAAGAAAGAGGUAUAUAAUAUUUUAUUCCAACUUUAUGGGUGACCAUGUAUACUCAAAAUAUAGUUUUUUAAUAUUAAGAAUGAUGCAUUUAUGUAAGCAGCAUUUUACUACAAGCUUAUAAA
Messenger RNA from Centropristis striata (black sea bass), 3073 nucleotides. RefSeq lists its product as uncharacterized. Gene Ontology annotation, cellular component: cytoplasm. The record is from RefSeq and is a predicted model, not a curated record. Gene Ontology annotation, biological process: proteolysis. NCBI's taxonomy places the organism in Eukaryota, Metazoa, Chordata, Actinopteri, Perciformes, Serranidae. Gene Ontology annotation, molecular function: calcium ion binding; calcium-dependent cysteine-type endopeptidase activity. The coding region runs from base 280 to 2361 and encodes 693 amino acids. The transcript is spliced from 20 exons.